This is a messenger RNA of Gracilinanus agilis (Agile Gracile Mouse Opossum), 1573 nucleotides long. Its product is annotated as nuclear autoantigenic sperm protein-like. The record is from RefSeq and is a predicted model, not a curated record. The transcript has 9 exons. Gene Ontology annotation, cellular component: nucleoplasm. Gene Ontology annotation, molecular function: histone binding. Gene Ontology annotation, biological process: CENP-A containing chromatin assembly; DNA replication-dependent chromatin assembly. Bases 401 to 1456 code for a protein of 351 amino acids. Lineage: Eukaryota; Metazoa; Chordata; Mammalia; Didelphimorphia; Didelphidae.
UACUAGCUUUACUCUUUUUCAGCCAACAUGCCCUUCAGGUAGCUCAAUUUGACAUUAUACCUUGGUGCAAGUUACCAGAAGCACCACGAAACCCAGCCUGAGCUUUGAAAUAGUCCAAAGAAUUAAUCCAUCCAACAAGAAAGUGCUCUUUGCAGAAGGACCUGUGAGGCUGGUUUCUUUUCCCCUGAUGCUGCUGGCCAAGAGCUGAUCCCCUACUUCCCAAGGCCUGGACCUAAGGUAGCUUCUAGGUUGUGUAUCCCUGAGUUUAAAGCUGGGUUCAUCCCUUGACUUCAUGCCCAAUCUCUUCCCUCAAACUCUCACUUUAACUGUUAGCUUUAAUCCCAGAUUGAGCUGAUGUGUGGACCAAAGUAUCUUUGAGUGGCAGCAGUUGGACUGCCCCAUGACCUUUGGAUUUGACGUUGUGGCUUACAGUCCACUGGGUGGAAUCCCAGCGACUAGCCUGUGGGGUCUCCUGCUCUCUCUUCUCAUUCUGGAGGGCUUUUUACUUGCAGAAACUGAAGGCUCAGAAGAAGAUGACAAAGAGAAUGACAGAGAAGCUGAGGAGCGGGGAAACGAUUCUAAACUGGAAAACAAGUCUAUUCAGGAAAAUGAAGAUGAAGACAUUGGAAACCUGGAACUUGCCUGGGAUAUGCUGGACUUGGCAAAGAUCAUUUUUAAGAGGCAGGAAACAAAGGAAGCCCAGCUCAAUGCAGCCCAAGCUCAUCUGAAGCUGGGGGAAGUGAGCAUCGAAUCUGAAAAUUACAGCCAGGCCAUUGAAGAAUUCCAGGCCUGCCUUGCCCUUCAGCAGAAUUACCUGGAGGCACAUGACCGCCUGCUGGCUGAGACCCAUUACCAGCUGGGCCUGGCCUAUUCUUACAACAGUCAGUAUGGCGAGGCGGUGUCUCAGUUCACCAAGUCCGUGGAUGUCAUUGAGAAGAGGCUGGCCAUGCUGAACGAGAGGAUAAAGGCAGCGGAGGCCCCUUCUGCUGAGGAUGAGAAGGAGAUUGAGGAGCUCAAGGAACUGCUCCCGGAGAUUAAAGAAAAGAUUGAAGACGCCAAGGAGUCCCAGAGCAGUGGGAAUGUCGCCGAAUUGGCUCUCAAGGCCACCCUGGUUCAGGCAGCAUCUGGCUUCACAUCAAGCAGUGGGAAUUCAUCAGCCUCAGGGAUCUCAGCCAGAAGAUCCACAGACGGUGCUGCUACAACAUCCUCAAAUUGUGUGACUGACAUUUCCCACUUGGUCAGAAAAAAGAGGAAACCAGAGGAAGAAAGUCCCCGGAAAGAUGCUGAGGCCAAGAAAGCCAAGCAGGAACCCGCCGUCAAUGGUGGCAGUGGUGACGGCGAUGGGGGUGGUGAUGCUGCCCCCACUGCGAAUGAGGCUGCAGAAAACAUGGAAGCAGAGGCGGAGAACCAGCCGCCCGCAGAGCCAGGAGCUGCCACCGUACAAAGCACCGCGUGAGCCUCCCAGAGGGAGGCGGGAGGACCCUUCUCUCCAGGACGAUGCUUUUGUAUAUAAUGUAUUUUUUCACUUUUGGGGACUCUUUUUGUAUAACUUCAAUAAAGAUUGUACGCAAAG